Molecule: messenger RNA, 762 nt
Organism: Akanthomyces muscarius
Lineage: Eukaryota; Fungi; Ascomycota; Sordariomycetes; Hypocreales; Cordycipitaceae
Exons: 2
Coding region: 1-762 (253 amino acids)
Biological process (GO): ubiquinone biosynthetic process
Cellular component (GO): mitochondrial inner membrane
Molecular function (GO): lipid binding
Source: RefSeq, a predicted model, not a curated record
AUGACCAUGUCUGUCAGGGCAACCUGCGGCGCGGCGCAACGCGCUCGUGCCUCGAUUCGAACGUCGCGGGCAUGGCGUUCGCGAAGCUACCAUUCAUACGACCACCCAGCGGCGACGGGCCUGUUUGGGGGUGCAGAGGAGGCGAUCCUGUCCGCGGCAUACGGGCACGUUCCCCAACACGGCUUCUCCGCGCGCGCCUUGGGCCUCGGCGCGCGCGAUGCUGGCUACCUCGACAUUAGCCCCAGUGUGCUCCCCGACGGCGCAUUCAACCUGAUACGAUACCACCUUGUCCUGCAGCGACAUAACCUCGCAUCCAGAUCCCAAGAGCUUUUCAAAGGCAAGGAGUCACUCGGAUCUGGAGCUAAGGUCGCUGCCUUGACAUGGGCGCGACUGCUUGGCAACAAGGAUGUCAUUGAGCACUGGCAAGAGGCAUUGGCUGCAAUGGCGCAACCGAGUCACGUUCCUGAAUCCAUAAAGGAACUCGCGCAGCUGUCCGACGAGAUAUUGUUCUUGUCUGGCGACACCACCGUCGACCCCUCCUGGUAUACGAAGCGCGCGACGCUGUCCAUGAUUUACACGACGACGGAGCUAUUCAUGACAAACGACAAGUCGCCCGAGUUCACCGAGACAAACAAAUUUCUUACUCGCAGACUUGAGGAGGUCCAGUCGGUUGGCGGCGCCAUCAGCGCCGUCGGACAGUGGACAGGAUUCACGUUUCAAGCGGCAGUCAACGUCCUGCGAAGCAAGGGCGUAGGCAUCUAA